This is a messenger RNA of Rotaria socialis, 2025 nucleotides long. The record is from the annotation of a GenBank genome assembly. NCBI's taxonomy places the organism in Eukaryota, Metazoa, Rotifera, Eurotatoria, Philodinida, Philodinidae.
AUGACGAACUAUAAAUGGGAUAUGAAACAAAACUAUAUGCUAGCGUUUACUGUUUGUAAAUAUGGUUUGAAUUCAGAACGAUGGGAUUUAAUUUCGAAAGAUCUAGCUGAUUUUAUUGAUACAACACCACAAAUUUGUAAAGCACAAUUCGGCCUUUUGUGUCAACAAUACAGCCAAGACUGGCGAAAAGAAUUAGCUGAACCUCUUGAUAGCUAUGUGUUUUCAACAAUAAAACGUAUUUAUUAUGGUGAUCUAUGUGGAAGAAUGGCUGAAUCAAGAGAUUUGCUUAUGGCCAUAUAUGAUUUCAUACAUUUGUUUAAAACUGGUCGGCUUAAACCAAAUGAUAUAGGUGAUAUUUUACAUGAUAUUAAAAAUAGUGCUUCAACUGAUAGUAAUAUCCAAGCUAAUGAACGAGAACAAAAAAUAAAAAUGCUUGAGCGUCUUAAAUCACAUAUGACAAAACAAGUAUCGAUUCAUCAAUAUUCAUCAUGUCCAGUUGAAUUGCUACCUCCACUACCACCAGCCUUUCAUCACCAACCAAUAAUUAAACAUCAUAUUUCUCAAGAAGAACCGGUCGAAGCGAAACUUGAAAAUGAUCGUCAAGUACCGUCAAUUGAUAAUCAUAUUAAAUCUGAAACAACAUAUACAUCGCCAUUUCCAAUAAUCGCACAGUCAAAUAAUGUUUUUCUUAAAGAUGAAAAAGAUCUUUCAAAUAAUAAUAAUAAUAAUAAUAAUCAAUCAAAUGAAGCUGAUAUCGAAGAAAUUGAACUUAGUUCAAAUAAUGAUGAUGAUGGCGAUGAUAGAGUCGAAACAGGAUACACGCCUCAUAAGGAUGAACCCAUAAAUAGUACAAGUAUAGUUAUUGAACAGGAUGAGUCAUCAUUUAUGUCUGCUGAACAAACGGAAAUAAAUGAAUCAUUAACUAUUCCGCCACUACCGCCAGCACCAGCAACUUUUGAAGUAUCUAAUUCGAAUGAUAGAUAUUUAUAUGAACAUGCAAGUAGUACUGGUAUUAGUAAUCAAUCAACAUCCGAUACUCGACUAUCGACUGAAGAACAAACAUCGUUCAGUAGUAAUGUUCCAUUGGUAGCAUCGAAUCAUUAUCUGAAUACAAAUGUAAGUAGUUCGAAUGAUAACUAUAUGUUCGGUACUGAUCAAGUGCAACUGACACAAGAUCAAAAUCGUCAUGUAACUGAAAAUGAAUCGAUUUCAACAACAUCAAGACGUGUGUCUGUUGAAGACAAUGAAACGAACCAAAUGGAUACGACUGAACAAAGUCUCGAUGCUCACACUGAUGUUACAGUACAGAGUAAUCAUUAUGCUAGUUUUGCUGUUGAUGAAACAGUAUCAAAUGCAGAUACUUCUAAAGCUUCAAUUAUAUCAAAAUCCAAUGAAAAUGAUGAAUCAACAGUAGCAAAUAGUUCGAAAAGAAAAUCACGUUUGAGAACAGUCUCAAUCUCAAACAAUUACCGUAAAUCAAUUAUGUCAGUUCUUGCUAAUUUAAAAACUGCUAAAUAUGGUUCUGAUUUUGCUAAACCACUUAAGUCAUUUAAAUUACCUGAAGAAUAUUAUGUUCAUGUCAAGAAACCAUUAGAUAUACCUGAAAUACGUGAACGUAUGAAUAAUGGUGAUUAUGAUGAUAAUCUUCUAUUAUUUGAACGCGAUAUUUUAUUAAUGUUUACUAAUGCUUUAUCAAUGUAUCAUCGAGAUCUAGAUAUUCACGGACAUGCACAAUUCAUGUUAAAUUAUGCUAUGGAAUUAUUUUUACCUAUCGAAAACGCGCGUACUCCGUGGAAAAACGAUGAUAAUCAAGUUGAUGAUAAUGAUUCAUCAAGUAUGUUUCAUCGUGAUAAUGAAACGGAUAGUGAUGAUAAUAUAUUGAAUACUUUAUCAAAUAUUCGAACACCUUCAAAAUUAUCACCAUCGUCGUCAUCCAGUCUUAUUGAUUCAUCAACAAAAAGUCUUCGACGUCAAACAACACCAGAUCAUCGAAUACAUAAACGUCAACGUAAAACGAUUCAAUAA